Penicillium mononematosum is the source of this 2124-nucleotide messenger RNA. RefSeq lists its product as uncharacterized. Gene Ontology annotation, biological process: glycogen biosynthetic process. Gene Ontology annotation, cellular component: cytoplasm. NCBI's taxonomy places the organism in Eukaryota, Fungi, Ascomycota, Eurotiomycetes, Eurotiales, Aspergillaceae. Gene Ontology annotation, molecular function: alpha-1,4-glucan glucosyltransferase (UDP-glucose donor) activity. Bases 1 to 2124 code for a protein of 707 amino acids. The transcript has 5 exons. The record is from RefSeq and is a predicted model, not a curated record.
AUGGAGGAAACCAGCGAACCUAUCAAGCGUGAUGUGCGCAACCACAUGCUCUUCGAGGUGGCCACUGAAGUGGCCAACCGAGUAGGUGGGAUCUACUCGGUCCUCAAGUCCAAAGCACCCGUGACCACCGCCGAAUAUGGUGAACGGUACACUCUGAUCGGACCACUCAACAGGGCUUCAGCUGCAGUGGAGGUUGAGGAGCUAUCGCCGUCCAACCCAGCCAUGCGGGAGACGAUCCAGUCUAUGAAGGAGCGCGGGAUUGACAUGGUCUACGGUCGCUGGCUCAUUGAGGGUGCCCCUCGAGUUUUACUCAUUGACACGGGGACUGGCUAUCGGUGGUUGGAUGAGUGGAAGGGCGAUCUUUGGACUACUUCGGCCAUCCCAUCCCCCGCUGGUGAUAAUGAGACCAACGAGGCCAUCGUUUUUGGAUACUUGGUUGCUUGGUUCUUGGGAGAGUACAUUGCUCACGACCGUCGCCGCGCGGUCAUCGCCCAUUUCCAUGAGUGGUUGGCUGGUGUCGCUCUGCCAUUGACCAAGAAGCGACACAUGGACCUCACAACCGUCUUCACCACCCACGCGACAUUAUUGGGUCGUUACCUCUGUGCUGGCUCGGUUGACUUCUAUAACAACCUCCAGUACUUUGACGUGGAUGCGGAGGCCGGGAAGCGAGGAAUCUACCACCGCUACUGUAUUGAGCGGGCAGCUGCUCAUUCCUGUGAUGUCUUUACCACUGUAUCGCACAUCACUGCGUUUGAGAGCGAGCACCUGCUGAAGCGCAAACCCGAUGGGGUGCUGCCAAAUGGUCUGAAUGUCAAGAAGUUCUCUGCUAUGCACGAGUUCCAGAACUUGCACUCCCAGGCCAAGGAGAAGAUCAAUGAUUUCGUUCGUGGCCAUUUCUACGGCCACAACGACUUUGACCUGGAUAAUACUCUAUAUCUCUUUACCGCGGGUCGUUACGAAUACCGCAAUAAGGGUGUCGAUAUGUUCAUUGAGGGGCUGGCCCGCCUCAAUCAUCGUCUGAAGUCUGCUGGGUCGACCAUGACCGUGGUCGCUUUUAUAAUUAUGCCAGCCCAAACCUCUUCGUUGACGGUGGAAUCGCUCAAGGGACAGGCCGUUGUCAAGUCUCUGCGCGAUACCAUCGAGAAUAUCGAGAAGGGAAUCGGCAAGCGCAUGUAUGAGCGCUGUCUUUCCUGGAAGGAAGGUGACAACAUGCCCGAUGAGAAAGAUCUCAUCACCAGUCAAGAUCGUGUGAUGCUUCGCCGUCGCCUGUUCGGCAUGAAGCGCCACGGUCUUCCUCCAAUUGUCACCCACAACAUGCACAAUGACCACGAGGACCCCAUCCUGAACCAGUUGCGUCGUGUGCAGCUGUCAUCUUUCACCCGGAAUUUCCUCAACUCCGCCAACCCUGUAUUGCCGCUUGACUACGACGACUUCGUUCGUGGAACCCAUCUGGGUGUCUUCCCCUCCUACUAUGAGCCAUGGGGAUAUACGCCAGCCGAGUGUACAGUGAUGGGUGUGCCUAGCAUCACUACCAACCUGUCUGGAUUCGGUUGCUAUAUGGAGGAAUUGAUUGAAAACUCCUCGGAUUAUGGAAUAUACAUCGUGGACCGUCGCGCCAAGGGCGUUGACGACUCGGUCAACCAACUGGCCGACUUUAUGUUCCACUUCACAGAGAAGAGUCGUCGCCAGCGCAUUAACCAACGUAACCGUACGGAGCGCCUGAGCGAUCUGCUUGACUGGAAAAGAAUGGGCUUGGAAUAUGUCAAGGCUCGGCAGCUGGCAUUGAGAAGAGCUUACCCAUCCUCCUUCGAGGGUCAAGAGGACUACUUCGAUAUCAUUGGAGGAACGGAGCAGAAGCUCUCCCGCCCGCUUUCCGUUCCUGGAUCCCCGCGGGAUCGCUCCGGAAUGAUGACACCCGGUGACUUUGCCUCUCUGCAGGAAGGCCACGAGGGAUUGAGCACCGAGGAUUAUAUCGCCUGGAAACUGCCUGAAGAGGAAGAACCUGAGGAGCACUUCCCCCUCACACUGCGAACUCGCAGGAUGACUGAACGGGCUGCAUCCCCACUGGACAGUAUAUCGAUCAAUGGCCGUGAAGAGUCCGAAGUAGGAGCUCGGACUGCAUAG